This is a messenger RNA of Lepus europaeus (European hare), 582 nucleotides long. It is a transcript of the gene CBLN1, whose product is annotated as cerebellin 1 precursor. Lineage: Eukaryota; Metazoa; Chordata; Mammalia; Lagomorpha; Leporidae. The transcript has 3 exons. Gene Ontology annotation, molecular function: protein binding. Gene Ontology annotation, cellular component: glutamatergic synapse; synaptic cleft. The record is from RefSeq and is a predicted model, not a curated record. The coding region runs from base 1 to 582 and encodes 193 amino acids.
AUGCUGGGCGCCGUGGAGCUGCUGCUGCUGGGGGCUGCGUGGCUGGCGGGCCCGGCCCGCGGGCAGAACGAGACGGAGCCCAUCGUCCUGGAGGGCAAGUGCCUGGUGGUGUGCGACUCCAACCCCACGUCCGACCCCACGGGCACGGCCCUGGGCAUCUCCGUGCGCUCCGGCAGCGCCAAGGUGGCCUUCUCCGCCAUCCGGAGCACCAACCACGAGCCGUCCGAGAUGAGCAAUCGCACCAUGAUCAUCUACUUCGACCAGGUGCUGGUGAACAUCGGAAACAACUUCGACUCGGAGCGCAGCACUUUCAUCGCGCCGCGCAAAGGGAUCUACAGUUUUAACUUCCACGUGGUAAAAGUCUACAACAGACAGACCAUCCAGGUGAGCCUCAUGCUGAACGGGUGGCCGGUGAUCUCGGCCUUCGCCGGUGACCAGGACGUGACCCGGGAGGCCGCCAGCAACGGAGUCCUGAUCCAGAUGGAGAAAGGCGACCGAGCCUACCUCAAGCUGGAGCGCGGGAACUUGAUGGGGGGCUGGAAGUACUCGACCUUCUCCGGAUUCCUGGUGUUUCCCCUCUGA